AGACGGAGCGCUGCCUUUUCAUCAUCACGCAGCUUUUAUUUCACCGCCGAAGAAGAGCACAUAGCCGCUGACUUCCUGUAUUCCUUUGGUCGUGCAGGUCUCUGAGAGACUAUUUACAUUGAGGAGAGAUGACUGACCUCUGGCAGGAAGCCAUGGACCACGCUGUGAAUGUGGCCAGGAAAGCAGGAGAGAUCGUACGUGAGGCUCUGCAGAACGAGAGGAAGGUGAUGUGUAAAAGCACGUCGGUCGACCUGGUGACUCAAACCGACCAGAAAGUGGAGCAGCUCAUUAUCGCUUCAGUCAGAGAGAAGUUUCCUUCCCACAGUUUUAUCGGUGAGGAGUCCGUAGCUGAUGGUCAGCCCUGUGUUCUGUCUGAAAACCCGACCUGGAUCAUCGACCCGGUGGACGGAACCACCAACUUCGUACACGGAUAUCCGUUCGUGGCUGUGUGUAUAGGCUUUGCAGUGGAGAAGACGUUAGAGUUCGGCGUGGUGUACAGCUGUAUAGAGGAUAAGAUGUACACGGCGCGCAGGGGGAAAGGAGCGUUCUGUAACGGAGAACCUCUUCAAGUCUCUCAGCAGAAAGACAUUAAUCAGUGCAUCAUCGCCACGGAGUUCGGCUCGAACCGAGACCCUGCUGUCGUCGACAAGAUCUUCUCCAACAUGAGGAACAUCUUGUGUCUGCCAGUGCACGGAGUACGCGGUGUGGGUUCUGCUGCGUUGAACAUGUGUCUGGUGGCGGCCGGUUCCGUGGAGGCGUACUACGAGAUCGGGAUCCACUGCUGGGACAUAGCGGCCGCGGCGGUCAUCGUGGAGGAGGCGGGAGGAGUUCUCCGGGAUUUAGAAGGUGGACCCAUGGACCUGAUGUCCAGAAGAAUCUUAGCAGCGAACAACCAGACCAUCGGCGAGAGAGUCAUCACAGAGGUCGAGGUGUUUCCUGCCGAGCGAGACGACGCCCCUUCACAGACCAAAUGAACAGAUCCGUCUUAAAGAAUUUAUACGUCGCGUUUUUACAUUCGGUUUCAAAAAAGCUUUUGCGGUGUCUGUAGCCAUGAGCAUAAGUAAUGGCACCCCAAUGAUUUAUUUUAGUUUUUAAUUCCAGAAAUGUACUUUGUUUCUGAGAUGUAUAUUUAUUCCACCAUGUUCCAAAUGUUUAGUGAUAUAAAUGUUGAAAAUUCAAUCCAGGUAGAACAACAUGCUAGAAAAAUAUUUUAUUAUUCCAGUUAUUUACAAUCACGGCUGUGUUUACUGUUCACUUCACAAUCAAUAAAAACACCAUUCCUGCUCUCUCAA
Molecule: messenger RNA, 1292 nt
Organism: Silurus meridionalis
Lineage: Eukaryota; Metazoa; Chordata; Actinopteri; Siluriformes; Siluridae
Gene: impa1
Product: inositol monophosphatase 1
Exons: 9
Coding region: 129-974 (281 amino acids)
Biological process (GO): signal transduction; inositol metabolic process; phosphatidylinositol phosphate biosynthetic process
Molecular function (GO): inositol monophosphate 1-phosphatase activity
Source: RefSeq, a predicted model, not a curated record